Molecule: messenger RNA, 1167 nt
Organism: Mesocestoides corti
Lineage: Eukaryota; Metazoa; Platyhelminthes; Cestoda; Cyclophyllidea; Mesocestoididae
Source: the annotation of a GenBank genome assembly
AUGGGAAAACGGCUCCUGUUUAUGAUGUUUGGCUACCUUCUGAUUGACCUCAUGGCCUCCACGCUUAUGUUGCCGUGGUUGCCAACUAUAAUCAAGGAGAUGUGUGAAAAGGAUGCGUUGUGCAUGCUUUCCUACUUACUGUGGUCAGCAUCGGGUGCUUCGUUUGUGUUGUUUGUGUUGGCUCGCAUCCUGAGCGGUGUGUCUCGGGCUAACGUAGGUGUGCUCUCGGCGAUGGUUUCUGAUGUCUCGGAUAGAGCAACGCGGACCCGAGGAAUGGCUGCGGUGGGCGUUGCCUAUUCUAUAGCCUACCUUGUCGGUCCGCCAGUCAGUGCUUGGCUUUUGGGUCGUCUCUUCUUCAAUCCCCAGGCCGGAGUGAGCGUCUUGGAGCCUCACAUUGGUCUUGCUGCUGCCGCCAUUUCUGCACUCAACCUCAUUUGCCUCUUCAACAUUCCAGAGACAAUGGUCAAAAUAAAAACUGACAAAAAGGAAGAACCGGUUGGGUCAAGUAAGAAAGAAGCAAAGCAGAGUGCGUCUGCAAGAACGUUUCGGGAUUCGCUCAAGCUACUUAAUCCCUUUGAGCUCUUUAGAUUUCGCGACAUCACCGACAAGCUCGUGCAAGAAAAACUGCAAAAAAUGGCAAGGGUGUUUUUCCUCAACAUGCUGCUGUUCUCUGGUCUCGAGUGCUCCCUUCUGUUUCUAGCUCAGCUCAGAUUCGGCUACACCGGUCGGGAUCAGGGCCGUAUCUUCCUCACAACUGGCAUCUCCAUGAUUAUCAUCCAAAGCGGCUUUGUGAAGCGGUUUAAAGGGGGUCGCGAAGCCAAAACUGCCUGCUGGGCGAUGUAUAUUCAAGCACUGGCCUACCUAAUCCUCGGCUUCUCGAACUCAGAAUUACUUUUCUACGUCGGAUUGGUCUGCUUCAGCUUUGCAUCCGCCUCUUUCGUGCCCGCAUUCAAUGGCCUUGCUUCUCUGUCUGUUGGGCCGCAACAGCAGGGUCAGACAAUGGGCACCUUCCGCUCGUUGGGCGGCCUGGCUCGUGCCGUCGGCCCGAGUCUCAUCGGGGGGCUCCUGUGGCUCGGGGGUCCCGCCUUCUCCUUCACGCUGGGCGCCAUCGCGACCAUCUACGUCUCCGUUCUCUUCGCCCGCAUUCCUGUCGGUCAGGCAUCCUAA